Molecule: messenger RNA, 315 nt
Organism: Westerdykella ornata
Lineage: Eukaryota; Fungi; Ascomycota; Dothideomycetes; Pleosporales; Sporormiaceae
Exons: 2
Source: RefSeq, a predicted model, not a curated record
GUCAAACCAUACCUUAUCAAAUAUAUGGACGACAACAAUGAUGACACUGAGAUCACCUACAUGUUCGAAGACUACUCGGUCUUCAAGGGAAAGAUUCGCCAAACCUUCGCCAUUACCAAUGAACAAUAUGCAGUUAUGACCGAAUGGGACGACAAAGCACUUAUAAGGAUGUAUCGACAAGGACUCAAGAACAAUGUCAAACUUGAGCUCAUGCGUAGCGGUGCUACUAUGGAUACUCUGGAUGAACUUAUCAAUGAGUCAAUUCGAGUCGACAGCAAUCUUUAUAAGCUAUCCUUGGAACUGUACCCAGAAUAG